This is a messenger RNA of Menidia menidia (Atlantic silverside), 366 nucleotides long. Lineage: Eukaryota; Metazoa; Chordata; Actinopteri; Atheriniformes; Atherinopsidae. The record is from the annotation of a GenBank genome assembly.
AUGAGCUACGGAAGGCCGCCGCCAGACGUCGAGGGGAUGACCUCCCUGAAAGUAGACAACCUCACUUACAGGACGUCGCCCGAGACCCUGCGCCGAGUUUUUGAGAAAUACGGUCGCGUGGGGGACGUUUACAUCCCUCGAGACCGCUACACCAAGGAGAGCCGUGGCUUCGCCUUCGUCCGGUUCCUCGACAAGCGUGACGCCGAGGACGCAAUGGACGCCAUGGACGGCGCGCUGCUGGAUGGGAGAGAGCUGAGGGUCCAGAUGGCCCGCUACGGACGACCACCAGACUCCAUGUACAGCCGAAGAGGACCUCCACCUCGUCGGUACGGAGGUUAUGGACGCAGAAGCAGGAGGUACUGUUGA